Molecule: messenger RNA, 1548 nt
Organism: Pecten maximus
Lineage: Eukaryota; Metazoa; Mollusca; Bivalvia; Pectinida; Pectinidae
Exons: 3
Coding region: 790-1152 (120 amino acids)
Source: RefSeq, a predicted model, not a curated record
UUUUACAGUUGGAACAUGUAGCCAGAAAUCUGGAAGCUACUAGAAGUUGAUGCCAGUGUCUCCAAAUCCUCUCUCCGUCCUCCCAACCCCAAUGAUUGUGAGUCUUCCGUACGCGUCCUUCCUCCCAACCCCAAUAAUUGUGAGUCUUCCGUCCUUCCUCCCAACUCCAGUGUUUGUGAGUCUGUGUCCUGUGUCCGUCCUCCCAACCCCAGUGUUUGUGAGUCUGUGUCCUGUGUCCGUCCUCUCAACCCCAGUGUUUGUGAGUCUGUGUCCUGUGUCCGUCCUCCCAACCCCAGUGUUUGUGAGUCUGUGUCCGUCCUCCCAAACCCAGUGUCUGUGAAUCCUCCGUCCGUUCUCCCAACUCCCAUGUUUGUGAGUCCUUUCUCCCAACCCCAGUGUUUGUGAGUCCUCUGUCCGUCCUUCCAUACCCAGUGUUUGUGAGUCCUCUGUCCAUUCUCCCAACUCCCAUGUUUGUGAGUCCUUUCUCCCAACCCCAGUGUGUGUGGGUCCUCUGUCCGUCCUCCAAAACCCCGUGUGUGCGAGUCCUCUAUCUGUUCUCCCAACCCCCGUGUGAGUGAGUCCUCUGUCCGUCCUUCUCACCCUAGUGUUUGUGAUUCCUUCAUUCCUUACCCACCUGCAACUACAACAUUUACACCCACUAGGUUGAAUAGUAUUUCUGAUUUUAACCAAGAUCCAUAUUCAUCCUUUUCACCUAACAAUUACAUUCCAUCUUUACAUUCACAAUCCUUUUUUUCACCCUCUGCUAGCUUUUCCUCCCUGCAUGAUGAAAUGACACCAAGAAAACACACAUCUUCAAUGGUUGGGACCAGUCUUUCAUUGUUGUUAACACACCAGUUAGCACCACACAGACCAUUCCGCAAUUGCUGUCGACACUGUCUUCCGCUACACAACACAAUCCAAGAUAUGAAGAACACAAUUGCACAGCUGACACACGAUGUUGAAGUACUGAAACAGGCUCAGAAUCCACGUGACUCCAUAAGCAAUGCCAACAUGGAAAUGGGAAACGAAAGCUGUCCCCUAUACAAUGGAUACAGUAAGGAACAACUGAAAUGCAAAUUAAUUGGGUGUAAAACAUUUUGGGAAGGCCACAAAGCUAUUGUUGAGAUUGAUGUUUUGCCCAGAGGAGAUUGAGGGGAAGUCAGCAACUGUAUUCGGUAGUAAACCAGCAAUUGACAAAGAAAGAAAAGAAAUGCUCUGUGGUAAGUUUGAUAUUCUCUUGAAAUAGAUUCUGUGUUUUUUUAGGGAUCAAACGAUACAAUGCAUGCGAUAAAUAUGUAUCAUGAUACAUAUUUUUAGCUGAAAAAUUCUUCAACAUGGUAACUAUGGUAAAUAAAUGAACAAAUUUGAGGUAGUUUGUGUGAAAAUGAUGGAGUGAAUCGUAGCUUUAAUGUUGCAUUAAUACAUCUUUUCAGUUGGAGCAAUUACCUUGGGAUCUCUAAUUCAAUAUAUUGUUGCAGCCCUAUUUGUGUCAAUAUAAAAGUAAAUUUAUGAUUAAAACUUUAAAUUUAUUCUCUGCAGGAAGGAUUA